AUGGAGGUUCCGGCCACCAGGCCCGAGGUAACGACCACCGGCAUCUACGGUGAGGAGUUGAACAUCGUCCGCCAGCACCUUCUACGCAGCGAAUUAUGCUGGUGUGGGGACCUCACCAGUCGCACCCAGGUGCUUGUUGUCGGCUCGGCUCUCUGUGCCGCAUCUCGCAAGCUGUCGGUGGCACGCAUGCGCGGACUCCCGUGCGUCUCCAUCGAAUGGGCGACAGACGGCGCCUGCGCGAUGGAAUAUACGCACCGCUUUGAUAUCGGUCAUGGAUUGACGGGGAAGGAGGUGAGCACCACAAGCCUGAAUCACCUUGAGCGAGGCCGUGUGCAGGCCGUGUGCGGCGCGCGCCGCGCCACCUACAACUCUAUGCUAACGCGGCACUGUGAGUUGUUGGUUGCAUCAGCAGCGGCGCUCAGCUUGACACUAUCGUCAUCGUCACACACAACGACCUCAAACGACAAAGUCCGGUUCGCGCGGAAGCACGGCAUCCCGAUUAUUCCCAUGAAGGAGUUCGUGCUGCGCUACGCCACCGAGCAGCUCUCCCGUCACCACCUGCCGCCAGAGGAUGCGGUGCCAGGGCGAGCGGCGCACGACGCGUCGUUGCUCAGGGCGUUCAGCCGGGGCAGCAGCGCUGACAGUAGCAACGCUCAUACAGAUGUCGCCUGCGAACUGAAACACAGGACAAGGUGCAGUUCAACUGGUGCCUCCGCAGGCUCUCUUAGCUCGUUGAAUGGCAACAGGGUGCCGGUCUGCGGGUCGGUGCGGUCUGCCACUCCGGCUCUCAGAUCCAGUAUCAUUAGUCAUGGAUGCAGUAUCACCAGCGUGCGAAGGCCUCGCGAUACAGACGGGACGUUUAGGGGUUGCGACAGCAUUACGCUCAGUGCCGUUCAGCCGUCUCUGUCGUCGUCACAACUCAUGCCCACUGCAUCGACAGCGGCCUGCGCCUCCCCGCCAGGGCUCUCUCGGCGUCCACUUGCCGAUGAGUUUUCUGACGUUGUCGCCUACUGCAGCCCUCCACACCGGCUCACAACGCAGCAGCACGACCUGCUGAGUGGCAUGGGAGUCACUGUUUCUCCUCAGUUUACGCCGUUCACGACACAUGUCCUCGUCCUUGGCGACCGCGUGGAGGAGUGCCUCUACCCGCGUCCUGGCCUGCAAGUGGUGUCGUGGCAGUGGGUGACGCAGUGUCGGCUGGAACAGCGCCGACUUUCAUGCGUCGGCUUCCGUGUCGAGUGCGUGUUCCAUCCCGUGGUGACCUUCACAGGCCUUGCACCGGCAGACCGGCACGCGCUCCUCUCAGCACUGCAGCGGUCUGGGCUGCCAGGGAAGGUGCAAGAAGCCCUCGUGCUUGGUGGCAGCGGUGAUGGGCGAUAUGGCAGUGCUUCCAGUCUUUCCCUAGAGCCGGUCAGCAACCCGUACCUCCCGUGCAACACGACGCAUCUUGUGGUACCUCGCGGCCAGCUUCUUUCCUCCCAAAAGGUUGCGGUGCUCGCCCAGCACCACUAUCAGCACUCUUCGUGCCCACGACCGCACCUGUCGGCGCCCUUGACUUUGGCAUCGACAUGCCGCCUCGUCGGGGUGGACUGGGUCUAUCGAUCCAUUCAGCAGGCGCAGUGGCUGGAUGCAGAACUCUUCACGCUGGCAAUUCCGACUCCUGAAGCAUUCGCCCUCGCCAAAACGGUCCGCGCAAACGCCGCACGCACGGCGGUGCCACACAACAGCCAAACUUCCCAGGAAAGCCUCUCAGUGCGGCUGUGCAUCUCUCAACCUUCCUCGGCGUCAGCGACAUCGACAAAUUUCGCUAUGCAGACGCCAGUCUUGCGCCAGCCAUCGCCAUCUCAUCGUCGCUGCCCUCGCUUACAGGACGCGAUUGAAGGCGGCUUGGAGGGGGGUCUAGGGAAGCCGGCGGUGGGAGGAAGAGUAGUGGAAGACGGGGAGGAGGAGGAGGCGGCCUCAUCCCAGCAGCACAGCACAGACGUUGGACGCGCCAACGACACGGCUUCGCCACCCCUACCACCCCACCGCGCGAGGGACGAUGACGACGAGGAAGCCGGUGGCGAGUCCCCGUUGGCGGCAGCAGCGGUGCGGUCUGCACUGCAGGCAAUUCACUCCACCUCUCCCCACCCCUCCGCUGCCCCGUCCCGCUCUGCGCGUUCGCCGUCAGCGACGGGCAAGCAAGAGGGCGGUGCACCCUACGUGAGGGACGAUCCUGCCGUGACGCUGCACCACCACGCCGACCCACCAUUGUCCUCCUACGCCUACCUCACCACCCAGUACACACCAGGUUUUGAGAACCUUCUAGGGGAACUGGAGGCUACUUCAUCAGGAGCGCUGUUCGGGGUGUCCGCGCUGCAUGCCUCGCUUUAUCCUCACCUUCCGGCCUGUACCACAGCCAACGCAUCCGCCGUCUCCGCUCCGCUUGGCGGCGAUAGGGAGGGUCAAGUUCAACGGAGUGGAUCGUGCUCGGCUACCCCGCCGCCCACCGGCGCCGAUCUGUGCGUCGAGCAACGCGCGUUCCUCCGUCGCACCUCCGCGCAGCCGCACGUGAUCCAUCAGCAGCAGCAACUGCUAGGCCGCAUCAUGUCAGAUGAAUCACAGGUCAUUUUUUACCAGAUGGGGCUCGACGAUGACGGUGGUAUUGCCGCAGUCCGGCCAGCAGUUUUGCACGGCAACCCAUAUGCGAUCACCGAAGCCGUAGAGGAUAAGAGGACAGUCAAGGCCGCCAUGCCAUCUGCCAGCUGCGUUGCUGGAGCAGUCACCCAUGUUUACCCCCGCUCCGCCUCCACCUCUGCGGUGUUCCUGAUUACGAAAGACGCGCUCAAGCGCGACUUUGACGCCUUUGCAGAUGCCUUUCCGCACGUUCAACGCACAAGCAAGCCGGAGGAAUGCACACACUUCAUCACAGCAAAGCCGUCCAAGACGGAGCAGUUUCUAUGCUGCCUCGCCGCGGGUCGCUGGAUACUGACGCCUGCGUACGUCACGGCGUGUGCGCAGGCUGGUUAUCUCGUCGGCGAGGUGCCGUUUGAGUGGAGCGCCGAGGUAGCCGCGUCGCUGGGUUGCCGCUCCUCUGUUGCAUCGCUUGCGCGUGGCUGUCGGGUGCAGCGCGAAGCGUCUCAGCUGCCAUUUGCGUCGUGGCAGGUGCGUGUGUGCUGCACUAGUUCCGCCCGCACUGCAAGCUUCCUUCGAGUGCUUCGUAACGGCGGGUGCACGUCUCUCGAGGGCGCCACUGCCGCGGAGGUGAUAGCGGCGUCGAAGGAGCGGGGCAGCGUGCCGCCGUCGUCAACCGAGCUCGUGCUUGCCGAUGAUGCCGUCUUCAGCGAGCGUGAGUUGGAGGACUUUGCAUCGCGUCCCGCGUCCAUCGCGUGCCCUAUCAUGCGUCUGGAGUACUUGGUUCAGUUUCUAUGCGCGCCAGACACGCCGCGGUCUGAGAUGAACUUGCUGCACUGUGCACGGCCACGAAAGCGCAGUCGGGCGGAGGCGGCGGCGACCGAGUAG
Messenger RNA from Leishmania major strain Friedlin, 3501 nucleotides. RefSeq lists its product as hypothetical. The transcript has a single exon. Lineage: Eukaryota; Euglenozoa; Kinetoplastea; Trypanosomatida; Trypanosomatidae. The record is from RefSeq and is a predicted model, not a curated record. The coding region runs from base 1 to 3501 and encodes 1166 amino acids. Gene Ontology annotation, biological process: mitotic DNA replication checkpoint signaling; DNA replication initiation; mitotic G2 DNA damage checkpoint signaling.